Musa acuminata subsp. malaccensis (wild Malaysian banana) is the source of this 2820-nucleotide messenger RNA. Its product is annotated as protein SLENDER RICE1-LIKE 1-like. Gene Ontology annotation, biological process: regulation of DNA-templated transcription. Lineage: Eukaryota; Viridiplantae; Streptophyta; Magnoliopsida; Zingiberales; Musaceae. The record is from RefSeq and is a predicted model, not a curated record. Gene Ontology annotation, cellular component: nucleus. Gene Ontology annotation, molecular function: DNA-binding transcription factor activity; sequence-specific DNA binding.
UUGGGGAGCGGGGGGAGGUUACCGAAUCAGUUUGAGGAAGCUAAUUUACCGGGGUGGUUGCGUGACUUGCUUGCUCUGUCAAAUUCGGCCUGGGUCGACGGGACGACCCAUUCGCUGGGUCCACAGACCCGGUGCACGAUCCGGCAGCGGAAAGCGACGCUUGGCCGGCCCACUGAACGGUCGUCGUCCCACCCCCAUUUGCUGCUGCUGCAGCACCAAGCUCACCUACCCGUUGUCUGCGGUCCAAUGCGUUGUGAAUAAGAUGGCCCCGUGACAUGGUUGGUCUCCGGAGGCUCACGUAAACGGUGGGAGCAGAUUGUUUUUGGACAGAGGGAGGGCUUUCCUGACAUGGACCACACACUCCUCCCGACUGAUUCGCAUGGGUCCCUCCCUCCGUCUUCACCGUUCACAAAAGUGGAGUCGGUUGCAUGAACACAGGUGGCUCGGUUCCACCGCCGUUUCGGUGGCGUGGGCUUCAUGUCGGAACACCCCAUGAUUCUUCUUCUUCGAACGGGUUUCCGAGGCCACGCAAGACUGAAGGUCCCCCCCGACUCCUUUGAUUCACUAGAGCUGGCGGCCUCUGGUCUCUUGUUCAGAGGAUGGGAGUUACUCUGAGCCGAACAAACAGGAAACAGAGGAGCGGCAAGCGAUAGAGGAAACAAAGAGCCGCUGAGGAGGGAGCCGUCCGCCCGGACAAACCAGAUGAAAGCUGGUUCUUAACCUACGUGUUCAUGCACCUCCGAGCCCACGUGUUCUUGUCCCCAAGCUGACGUCACGCUCCCUCGUUCCCCCACCCCUCCUUCCCCUUCCCCUUCCCCUUCCCCUCAACCUAACCUAAACAAAGAGGCGGGGGGUGAGGGAAACAGAAAUCAGCCUCCCGUGGAGAAAGAGGAGAGAGAAGCAUCAGAAAUCUUCCCCGAUGUCCUCCUCCUUCCGGUCGGAUAUGGGAACCGAUCCGUACGAUUCGGUGGGAGACGACCGGUGGAUAAUAGCCUCAGCCUCCGACCGGGGCUCCUCCCGCGGUGAGAUCGACAGCCUCCUCCAUGGCGCCGGCUACCGCGUCCGUUCGACGGAUCUCCGCCACGUCGCCAUUGGCCUGGAGCAGCUCGAGUCCACCAUGGUAGGCGACCAGUGCGUCGCGUCCUCGGCGGAGGCGAUCCACUACAACCCCUCCGACCUCACCGCCUGGGUCGACUCCAUGCUCUCCGAGCUCGCCCCCGACCCGCAUUUGCUGCGGCAUCCACUGAGCACCGCCGCCGCCAACACGUGGGCGGAUCCGACGCAACAACGUCCAUCGCUUCAUCGUCUAGAGAACCACCACCAGCAUCGGAACGUUCCGGCGGUCUCACUCCAGAGCAUGGACGAAGAGGAGGACGCGGCCAUCCGUCUCGUGCACCUACUCGUCAGCUGCGCCGACUCCGUCCAACGCGGCGACUCCGAAAUGGCCGGGAGCCUCCUCGACCAGACGCGGCUGGCUCUCGCCCGCGUCAACACCGGCUUCGGCAUCGGCAAGGUCGCCGGCUACUUCGUCGACGCCCUCUGCCGGCGCCUCUACCCUCCGCCUCCGUCUGCCACCGGUGGCGGUGGAUCGGCGGCUAAUCUGGAGAUCCUCUACCACCAUUUCUACGAGGCCUGCCCUUACAUCAAGUUCGCCCAUUUCACGGCGAACCAGGCCAUCCUGGAAGCCUUCCAAGGGCACGAUCGGGUCCACGUGGUCGACUUCAACCUGAUGCACGGCCUCCAGUGGCCGGCGCUAAUCCAGGCCCUGGCUCUCCGCCCCGGCGGGCCCCCUCUUCUCCGCCUCACCGGGAUCGGCGCCCCCUCGCCCGAUGGGCGCGACGCUCUCCGCGAGGUCGGCCUCCGCCUCGCCGAGCUCGCCCGUUCGGUCCAAGUCAGGUUCGCCUUCCGCGGGGUCGCCGCCACCCGGCUGGAGCACGUCCGGCCGUGGAUGUUCCAGGUAGCCCCGGGCGAGGCCGUCGCGGUGAACACGGUGCUGCAACUCCACCGCCUCCUCGGGGAUCGUGCCUCCCCCGAGGGAGGCGACGCAGCGGCCGCGGAGCCAAUCGACACGGUGCUGGAGUGGAUCGUGGGGCUGAAGCCCAAGAUCGUGACGGUGGUGGAGCAGGAGGCCGACCACAACAAGCCGUCGUUCUUGGACCGGUUCACCGAGGCGCUCUUCUAUUACUCGACCAUGUUCGACUCGUUGGAGGGCGGAAGAGUGGGCGGAUCACAUCGCGGUGGUCAGCAGCAGCAGCAGACGGUGGUUGCUGCGGUGGCGGAGGCGUACCUGCAGCGGGAAAUGUGCAACAUCGUGUGCUGCGAGGGGGCGGCCCGGGUGGAGCGGCACGAGCCUCUGGCUCGGUGGAGAGAUCGGCUGGGCCGGGCGGGUCUGAGGGCCGUCCACCUCGGUUCCAACGCGUUCAAGCAAGCGAGCAUGUUGCUGACGCUCUUCUCCGGGGAGGGCUACUGCGUGGAGGAGGUGGCCGGCUGUUUGACGCUCGGCUGGCACAGCCGGCCACUCAUCUCCGCAUCCGCCUGGCGAGCCGACGACGCCGACGACGCAUCCCCGCCGCGCGAUCACCAGACCCUAGUCCUUCAAGAUCACAGCAGCAGCAUCACCAGUGGCAGUAACAACGUCGUCGACGGCGACGACCACCUUCACCAACAUAGCGUGAUGAGGAGUCACAUGGGGAGUAGUGACAGGAUCAACGAUACUGGCAGCGGCAGCAGCUGCAGCAGAGUAUAGUUUGUUGGGAUGUAGAUAUAAUCCAAUGAUAUUUAUCUAUCUAUCUAUCAAUUCUCAAGUCUUCUUCUUCUUCU